CUACCUGUCUCCAGGUGUCAGGAAGCAAGAAUCACGGCUCCUCUCCUCUCCGGCGGAAAGGCCCUCCCGGAGCCACUGCUGCCAUCCAUGACUGCUAUACCACCCUGCCGGAAGCGAUGCCCGUGCCGUUCGGCCCAGCUAUUGGUCGGACUGCUGUGCAGCCUGGCCAUCCUCUUGGUUCUCAGCUUCCUGGCCACCAGCCGCCAGGAGGAGCUGCUCUCACGCACGCUGCCCGGUGUGGGGGAGCAAUACAUAGAACCCCUGCUCCUGCCGCCACCCAACGCCUUCCCACUGUCCCCAUCGCCCUGUGCCCUGACUGCCCCCUGGCUACUGGUGCUAGUGGCCAGCGCGACUGGGCAUACGGCCCGGCGGGCGGCGGUACGACGCAGCUGGGGGGGUACAAGGCUGGCAGGGGGGCACAACAUGCGCACAGUCUUCAUACUGGGGCUGCCUGGGGAUGUGGCGCAGCAGGCAGCACUGGAGCGUGAGUCGGCUGAGCACGGUGACCUGUUGCAGGCGCAUUUCGUCGACACCUACGCAAACCUAACCCUGAAGACGCUGGCGAUGUUGGGCUGGGCCACCACCCGCUGCCCCACUGCCCGCUUCCUGCUCAAGGCUGACGAUGAUGUCAUCCUCAACCUACCUGCCCUGGCACGAUACCUGGAGCGGCUGGCCGGCCCACCCGCUGUCUAUCUGGGCCAGGUGUACUCACACGUGAAACCCAUCCGCAACCCACACAGCCGGCACUACCUGCCCACCUCACUCUAUCCGGAACCCACCUUCCCGCCCUACUGCAGCGGCACCGCCUACGUUCUCUCUGCCCCUGCCGCUGCCGCUGUCCUGCGUGCUGCCCGCCAGCUGCCGCUGCUGCCCAUAGAGGAUGUCUUUGUGGCACUAUGCACCCGCCACGCUGGCAUUGCCCCGCGUCACUUGGACUACCUGGCCGGGGCUACCCACUACCCGCCUGAUGCCUGCUGCUACCGUGAGGUGCUCUUCAGUGUGCACGAGGUGCCGCCUGACGAAAUGCUGUCCAUGUGGGAGGCAGGCGAGCACCCGUGCACCGCCUGGCAGCGCUUCCUGGGCCUGAUCCGCUGCAAGGUACUGGCCUGGCUGGCCGCGAAAGACGCCUCAUGACCGAUUUCCCGCUCAUCCCCCAAGGACCACGGGAGAAACAGGCCUAGAGCCCCCCACCUGGGACCCUCCGUCUGGCCACGGACGAGCAAAGGGACUGAUUGGCCGGUGGAAGAACCGCCAGGAGCUCCGCCCACCUGGAUGCUGAGCUUCCCUCUUGGGGUUGGCAGGCCGAGGCUCUGCCAGCGGUGGGAGUGCCAGGCUGCCCUCCUUGAUUCUCCGGCCGACGUGGGCCUUGGAGCUGAAAAACCGAAGGAAGGACGAAGGGGCCCGCCCGGUCAGUAUGUUUUUAGGGGUGGGGUCAUUCCUCCCUGAUUGGGGUGCCAUCCUCCCUUGGGCACCGGGAGGUCAAAGUGGGCUUUUCACAGCCUCGGCAGCAACGGAGAGGUUGCCCCACAGAGCUGUGGGUGGGGCCCGAAGAGGCCGGAAUGCCCCGUGGAUCCUCCCCUUGUGGAAUGAGACGACCCAUGGGGGCCAGGUGGGCACAGAUGGCUGGGCAUGGCUGGGUCCUUGCACUGGCUAACUGGACAUAGGGAGAAUUUGGGGAGAAUCACCUCUCGCUUGGCAGCAUGCUGGGCAUUUGCCCUUGUGCACGCGCGCACACACACACACAGACACACACUUAUCCCCAUCCGUGCUGGGAAGCUGCCAAUUGUGCCCAGGGUUGGGGAGAAGGAUUUCCCCGUUGGGGGAGCCGUGUGCAUGAACACACACUCACACCAUUUGAAUGCGGGGACUUUUACACACUGCUCUCCUUCCCCACCAUGCUUAGCAACCCGGAGGCUCCCCUGCAGGGCGGGGUUUUUAUUCUGCAAAUGCCCGGGGACUUCAAUGUUCAUUCCCCCCCCUUUAAUGUGGCUUUUGCAGCACCUCCCUUUGCAAACUUCUCCCGGAACAAACUUCUAACGCCCUGUGGCAGCCACAUCCUGCCGGCCCAUAACCCGUAUCUCACUGGCACGUUGUUAUGCCACAUUGAGUCCCCAAGGGGUGUGUGUGUGUGUGUAUCCAGCAGUGCAUGUGGGGAGCGGGGGGUGGGCUGCAGUCCUUGGGCAAGGGAGACACAGUGCCCAGGAAUACUUUUGGGGGUGCUAUUUUGCCCCCCCCAAUUCAUGCCCCCUGGGAGCCCCGCCUCCUUUCCCAACUGCUGAGGAGUGGGGGGGCAGGGGCAGCCCCUCCCCCAUCACAGGGCCAGAGAGACGACACAGUUCCCCUACUGCUCCGAGCGCUCCGGAAGCAGAGUGGUGGCCGCAGAGGCAGAGCGGGAGGAGGGUGCCCUGCUCAGCUGGGCUCUCUCUCACGCAGGCUGCACACGCAGGACUCCCGCUUUGGAACACCGGGCAGCCUCGGUGACUCUGAAGGAGUGCAAGAUCGCGUACCCGACGGCUUCCGUCCCUUUGCAAAAGCUUUGGCGUGGAGAGUGGAGGCUUUUGCGUCUGCGAUCCCGUUACUCCUUCAGAGUCACCGAGGCUGCCUGGCGCCCCAAAAGCAGAUUCGGGGGGGGGGUGCUGCACAGGGGGCCUCCGCGAGUCAGGCAAACUGAACGAAGGGCGCCCGUCCCGCUCCUCCUCCGCUCUCCAGGCUGCUAUUUUGGGGCAGGCAAAGAAGCCACGGCAGAAGGGCUGGAGGGGACGGAGCUGGCUUGACCGUGGAGAUCUCCCAAAGGUCAAGGCCGGUGCCUGUGGGGAAGCGGCAGGGUGGGGGGGGGCAGGAGAUAUCUCUCGUGGGCGGGGGGAGGCCUUGGGUGACGGGUGUCAAACUUGCUGUGGCAUUUUGCCUUCGUGGAGCUGUGGUGGGCGUGGCCUGUGUGCAUCCGGCCUGGGGGGCCGCCAGGUCUCCCCCCCCCCGAGACACCCCAUGUGCACUUAUUCACCUGAGCGUCCAAUUAGCCAGCGCAUUGGGUAAACCAGACAGAGAGCAUGUUCGUUCAUGAGCCUCGGUGGCGCAGUGGUUGGAGUGCGGUACUACAGGCUAC
This is a messenger RNA of Thamnophis elegans (Western terrestrial garter snake), 3103 nucleotides long. Its product is annotated as beta-1,3-galactosyltransferase 4-like. Gene Ontology annotation, cellular component: membrane. The record is from RefSeq and is a predicted model, not a curated record. Lineage: Eukaryota; Metazoa; Chordata; Lepidosauria; Squamata; Natricidae. Bases 88 to 1134 code for a protein of 348 amino acids. The transcript has 2 exons. Gene Ontology annotation, molecular function: N-acetyl-beta-D-glucosaminide beta-(1,3)-galactosyltransferase activity.